This is a messenger RNA of Stylophora pistillata, 8212 nucleotides long. RefSeq names its product spectrin alpha chain, non-erythrocytic 1. The record is from RefSeq and is a predicted model, not a curated record. Gene Ontology annotation, molecular function: calcium ion binding; protein binding. Lineage: Eukaryota; Metazoa; Cnidaria; Anthozoa; Scleractinia; Pocilloporidae.
UCCAAGGACAUUAUUGAAGGCGAUCCCUUCACUAACCUUGUGUAUUUCGCCGCCUAGUCUUGUGGUGAAGAGAUAUUUACAAUGGCUGAGGUUGACUCUCGUCAAAUAGCCAUUUUAGAAACUGUUGAGGAUAUCCAAAACCGUCGUGAACAGGUUUUGCGGCGCUAUGCAGAGUUUAAAGAAGCAACUCGGCUCCGGCGUCAGCGUUUGGAAGAUGCCAAACGCUACCAUCAAUUCAAGCGCGAUGCUGAUGAAGUGGAAGCGUGGAUCAAUGAAAAACUUCAAAUUGCUUGCGAUGAAAACUACAGAGACCCAACAAACCUUCAGGGUAAACUCCAGAAACAUCAGGCCUUUGAAGCAGAGAUUUCAGCUCACAGCAAUGCGAUUGUUGAACUCCAAGAGAAUGGUGAAGGCAUGAUAAGUGAGUCCCACUAUGCCUCUGAACUUAUUAGGGAACGUCUUGAUUCACUCAUCAAGUUAUGGGAAUUGCUGCUUUCCAAAUCAGCAGAGAAAGGCCGCAUGCUUCUCUUUACUCAGAAAAGAGUCCACUUUCUGCAUGAAACGGAAGAAGUUAUGUCAUGGAUUUUAGAAAAAGAAGCAAUUGCCACUUCUGAAGAAGUAGGAAGAGACUUGGAACAUGUGGAAGUUCUUCAGAAGAAAUUUGAUGACUUCCUGAAGGAUAUGCAGGCUAAUGAGUCAAGGGUGACAUACAUCAAUGAGCUCGCGCAUCAACUUGGUGAUGAGGGUCAUCCAGAUAUAGAACUGAUCAGUACAAAGCAGGCGGAAGUCAAUGAAGCGUGGGAAAGACUGAAGAUGCUGGCACUUAAACGUCAGAAGAGACUGGCUGGUGCCCAGCAGAUUCACAGCUUCUAUCGUGAUGCUGAUGAGACCAAGAACUGGAUAAAUGAAAAAGACAAAGUUUUGUCAUCAGAUGAUUAUGGAAAAGAUCUGGCCAGUGUUAAUGCUCUGUUACGCAAACAUGAAGCUAUUGAAAGAGAUUUGGCUGCAGUGGAAGACAAGGUCACAGCCCUUGGUUCAGAAUCUGCACAGCUGCAAGAGGCACAUCCAGAAAGUGCAGAUGAGAUAGCUGCCAAGCAAGAUGAAAUUGUAACUGCAUGGGGAAAUCUCAAGGAGAAGUCCGGGGUUCGAAAAGCAAGGUUGGAGGAUUCUUAUCGCCUGCAAAGGUUCAUCAGUGACUACAGGGACCACAUUUCUUUUAUCAAUGAAAUGAAAGUCUUGAUUCAAAGUGAUGAACUAGCAAAAGAUGUAGCCAGUGCAGAAAGUCUCCUGGAACGUCAUCAGGAACACAAGGGUUACAUUGAUGCAUCUGAGGAUGGGUUCAAGAAGUUUGCUGAUGAUGGAGAAGAACUUGUCAAUUCCAAUCAUUAUGCUAGCGAUGAGAUCAAAGAAAAGCUUACCAGCCUGGAGACUGAAAAAAUGGAACUGUUGGAGCUGUGGGAGAGGAGACGUGUACAGUUUGAGCAGUGUAUGGAACUGCAGCUUUUUAAUCGGGAUUGUGAGCAUGCAGAUGCCACUAUGUCUAAACAAGAGGCAUUCCUUGCUGAUGAUAACCUUGGGGAUUCCCUAGAUGGAGUAGAAGCACUGAUCAGGAAGCACGAAGACUUCGACAAGUCUUUUGCUGCCCAAGCAGAGAAGAUUAAUAGUAUUGAUGAGUAUGCAAACCGCCUCAUUGACAGCAAUCACUAUGCAUCAGAUGAAGUGCGUGACAGAAGGGAUGCUAUAGUGGAAAGGCGUAAAAACAUUAUGGAGUUGUCUAAGGCACGCAGGCUGAAACUUGAGGAAUCCCGUAAACUGCAGCAAUUUGAAAGAGACUGUGACGAAGUCAAGAGCUGGAUUACUGAAAAGCUGAAGAUUGCUAAGGAUGAAUCUUACAAGGAUCCAACCAAUCUACAAGGAAAAAUCCAGAAGCACCAAGCAUUUGAGGCAGAGUUGAAUGCCAAUCAAAGUCGGCUUGAUGCUGUUGACAACACUGGUGAACAGUUAAUUGGAGAUGAACAUUAUGCCUCAGAUCAGAUCAGAGAGAGACUUGAUGAACUGCACAAGUUGUGGACCUAUCUGUUUGAGAGAUCAAAUGAUAAAGGGCUGAAAUUGAAGGAAGCAGCACAGCAGCAACAGUUUAAUCGUUGCCCUCCUGCUGAAAACAUUAAUGAUACCCCUGAUAGCUACUCUGAGAAAUUUCUUGAAAAGAUCGAAGUUGUAAAUGCGCAAGCUGAUGUAUUUGCGGCAGCUGACCACUUUGAUGCUCCCACCAUCAAAGAAAAGAAAGAGAUUUUAAAUAACCGAUACCAGCAGCUACAGGCUCCCCUUCUAGCUCGCAAAGCAAAGCUGCAGGAUGCUGAGAGACUAAAACGAUUCCUUCAUGAUGUUGAAGAUGAAGAGGCAUGGAUCAGGGAGAAGGAACCUAUCGCUUCAUCUACAAACACUGGCCGAGAUUUGACAGGAGCCCAGAAUCUGUCAAAGAAACACCAGGCUUUGAUGACUGAAAUUGCUGGUCAUGAACCACGUGUCAGAGCUGUUUGUGAUAAUGGUGUACAAAUGAUAGAUAAUGGCCAUUUUGCAGCUGAGGAGAUCAAAGAGAAGAUUGAUGAUCUUGACCAGAAAUGGCUGGACUUCAAGGAUAAGGCACAUGUCAGAAAAGGACACCUGGAUGACUCUCUUCAAGCUCAUCAGUAUCUUGCCGAUGUUGCCGAAGCUGAAUCCUGGUUAAAGGAGAAAGAACCAAUUGUCACCAGUGAUGACUACGGAAAAGAUGAAGACAGUGCACAAGCAUUGCUUACCAAACAUGAUGCCAUCAUGUCAGACUUAAGAGCAUAUGUAACAGUUAUAGAUGGGCUGAGGGAACAAAGUCAAAACUGCAAGGUAAGAUUUAUACUUGUACUAACAAAUUGUGUUUAUCUUGUGGAAAGNGGAGCCCAGAAUCUGUCAAAGAAACACCAGGCUUUGAUGACUGAAAUUGCUGGUCAUGAACCACGUGUCAGAGCUGUUUGUGAUAAUGGUGUACAAAUGAUAGAUAAUGGCCAUUUUGCAGCUGAGGAGAUCAAAGAGAAGAUUGAUGAUCUUGACCAGAAAUGGCUGGACUUCAAGGAUAAGGCACAUGUCAGAAAAGGACACCUGGAUGACUCUCUUCAAGCUCAUCAGUAUCUUGCCGAUGUUGCCGAAGCUGAAUCCUGGUUAAAGGAGAAAGAACCAAUUGUCACCAGUGAUGACUACGGAAAAGAUGAAGACAGUGCACAAGCAUUGCUUACCAAACAUGAUGCCAUCAUGUCAGACUUAAGAGCAUAUGUAACAGUUAUAGAUGGGCUGAGGGAACAAAGUCAAAACUGCAAGCCCUCUGCUCAUGUCACAGAUAUCUCUGACAAGGAAUGUGUAGUUGCUCUUUAUGACUAUCAGGAAAAAACAGCAAGAGAGGUGUCAAUGCAGAAGGGUGAUAUUCUAACCCUGCUCAAUUCUAGCAACAAGGAUUGGUGGAAAGUUGAAACUAAUGACAGACAAGGCUUUGUUCCUGCGGCAUAUGUCAAGAGGAUUGACUCCCACAAAGCCUCCCAGGAGCUUUUGUCGCAGGCUCCUGAAGUGGACACCGUUGCUAAUAGACAGCAGGCUUUGGAUGAUAAAUAUCAAGAUCUGAUGGACAAAGGUGAGGAGCGUAAGAGGAAGCUGGAAGAUUCCAUUCAAAGAUACAGUGUGUUGCGGGAUGCUCACGAACUAGAGUCUUGGAUCAAUGACAAGGAAGCAAUUGUCACCUCCGAGGAAGUCGGAAAGGACUACGAACAUGUGGAAGCACAGCAAAAGAAGUUUGAUGACUUUGAAAAGGAUAUGAUUUCCAAAGAAGUUCGUAUCAGAGAACUGACGUUGCUGGCAGAGAAACUGAAAGUUGAACACUACACAGAAUAUGAAAUGAUCCGAGAGAUGAUUGAGAGGCUGAACCAGAAAUGGACCAAUCUUAAGAUCAUGUCAGAGCAGAGGAAGGAAAACUUGGACAAUGCUCAGGAAAUUCAGAAAUUCCACAGAGAUGCUGAUGACACCAAGGCUUGGAUUUCAGAGAAAGACACUGCUCUUUCCACCUCAGAUUAUGGUCGGGAUUUGGCUAGUGUCCAAGCCUUGCAGAGAAAGCACGAAGUUUUGGAGAGAGACUUGGCCGCAUUGGAAGAGAAGGUCCGUGAACUGAACGUGGAAGCUGCGAAGUUAACAUCCAGUCAUCCUAAUGCAGCACAGGACAUUGAAUGGAAGCGACACGAGUUAGAAGAAGCUUGGGCUAAUCUCAGAGAACAGGCGGCUGCUAGAAGGGGCAAACUCAGUGACUCCUCUGAUUACUUCCAUUUCCUCAACGAAUUCAGAGAUCUCACUUCAUGGAUCAACGGUAUCAUGGCACUGGUAACGUCUGAUGAACUUGCAAAGGAUGUGGCCAGCGCUGAAGCUCUGCUGGACAGGCAUCAGGAACACCGAGCAGAAAUUGACGCACGUGACAGUGAGUUCCAGUCGUUUGAAGAUUUCGGCAAGAAAUUGUUGGACAAAGAACAUUAUGCUAGUCCCGACAUCCGUGAAAAACUGGAGACCAUGGCUACAGAACGAGAAGAACUGGAAAAAGCUUGGGCUUCUCGAAAGCAGCGACUUGAUGAAUGUUUGGAGUUGCAGUUAUUCAAUCGAGAUGCCGAACAACUGGAGCAGUGGAUGGCGACACGCGAGGCCAUCAUUCAGAGCGAAGAUGUGGGAGAAGCAGCGGAGGGUGCUGAAGCUCUCAUCAAGAAACAUGAAGACUUCACGAAGACACUUGCAGUGCAGGACGUGAAAAUCAGUGCUCUGAAGGACAAUGCUGAUCGGCUGAUUGAUAACAGUCAUUAUGACUCUCCAGCUAUUGCUGAGAGGAUUGCGGCAGUCUUAGCAAGGUGGGCUACUCUGAAGGCAGCCUUGGUUGAGCGCCGAUCAAAACUGGGUGAGUCCAAAACCAUUCAGCAGUUUAGUCGUGAUGCUGAGGACAUUGAAGCAUGGGUCAGUGAAAAGCUUCAGACAGUGCUAGAUGACUCUUAUAAGGAUCCAACCAACUUACAGUCCAAGUUCCAAAAACAUCAGGCGUUUGAAGCUGAAGUCUCAGCCAAUCAGGAGAGAGUUUUGGAGACCAUCAACCUAGCUGAAGGUCUCAUUGAGCAGCGCAAGUGUGCCGGAAGCGAGGAGAUUGUGAAAGAGAGAAUCACCAAACUUCAGCAGCAGUGGGAAUACCUGGUGCAGAAGUCAAAUGAAAAGAGUCAACAUCUGAAGGAAUCUAAUCAACAACAGCAGUUUAAUACAAAUGUUAAGGAACUGGAUUUCUGGUUGGGAGAGGUUGAAGCUUCCCUGUCUCACGAUGAUUAUGGUCGUGACUUGGCCAGUGUCCAGAAUCUGAUCAAGAAGCAUCAACUUGUUGAAGCAGAUAUUGCUGCUCAUGAGGAUCGUAUUACUGAUCUGCAAGCCCAGACCCAGCACUUCGCUGAAGUUGGCCAUUUCGAUGCAGACUCUCUGCAAGACAAAUCCCGCAUUAUUGCCGAACGUUAUGACAAAGUAAAGGACAUGGCUGCGGAUCGCCACAAGAUGUUGGACGAGUCCAACGCUUUGCACCAGUUUUACCGAGAUGUGGACGACGAGGAGUCCUGGGUCAAGGAGAAAAAGCUAUUGACAAGCUCUGAGGAUUAUGGAAAGGACUUGACUGGAGUGCAAAACCUGCGUAAGAAACAUCAGCGUUUGGAAGCUGAACUGAACACUCAUGAGGCCAGAAUACAGGCUGUACUGCUGUGUGGCCGUAAAUUUAUUGACGAAGGACACAGUAGCUCUGAUGAAAUCAAGGUUCGCUGUGAUCAGCUGCAGGAAAACUGGGACGAACUGAAAAACCUGGCAGAGCAGAGGCAGCACAAGCUAGAUGAGUCUCUAGAAUAUCAACAGUUCAGCGCUAAUGUCGGUGAAGAAGAAUCGUGGAUCAAUGAGAAGAACACUCUUGUUGGAAGUGACGACUAUGGUGAUACACUGGCUGCAGUCCAAGGUCUGUUAAAGAAGCACGAAGCUUUUGAGACAGAUCUGGAGGUUCAUCGGGAAAGAGUUCAGGACAUUGAAGAGGCAGGCAACAAGCUCAUUGAAAAGGGAAACCACCAAUCGGAGUUAAUUGAACACAGGAUUGCAUCCAUUAAGAGUAAACUUGCCGAGUUGGAGAGAAUGGCUUCCUAUCGCAAGUCCAAGUUGAACGACAACUCAGCUUUCCUGCAGUUCAACUGGAAGGCCGAUGUGGUGGAAUCCUGGAUUGGCGACAAAGAAGGAAUUGCUCGAUCUGAUGAACUGGGGCGCGAUUUGUCUUCAGUUCAAACUCUCUUCACCAAACAGGAAACCUUUGAUUCGGGUCUCCAAGCGUUUGAAAACGAAGGCAUUGCACGUGUGACUGUGCUGAAAGAUGAGCUUGUCCAAUCACAACACGAGCAGUCACCUGCCAUCAUUAAGCGUCAUGAUGACCUUAUUAGGAGGUGGGAGCAGCUAUUGGAAGACUCCAGGACUCGAAAAGAACGACUUCAGCAUGCCCAGGAUCAGUACAAGAAGGUGGAGGACUUGUUCCUGUUGUUUGCGAAGAAAGCAUCUGCUUUUAACAGUUGGUUCGAGAAUGCGGAGGAAGAUCUGACUGAUCCAGUGCGGUGUAACUCUGUUGAGGAGAUACGCGCCUUGCAAGAUGGCCACACCCAGUUCCGCGCGUCUCUGGACCAAGCCGAAGACGACAUCAUGAUGUUGAGGAAGCUUGAUCGUCAGAUCAAGAGCUAUAAUGUCUCCAUCAACCCUUACACUUGGUUUACUAUGGAAGCAUUGGAAGACACCUGGGAGAAUCUACAGAAGAUCAUCGAGGAACGCGAGGAUGAUUUGCGUAAAGAAGCCCAGCGCCAAGAGUACAACGACAACCUCAGACAGGAAUUUGCACAGGCUGCCAACUCUUUCCACGCUUGGCUCUCAGAUACAAGGGUUGCAAUGGUCGACGGUCAAGGGGACCUUGAAGAUCAACUGGCCGAGGUUAAGAAGAAGAGUGCUGAGAUAGCAGACAGGAAAGAGGACCUUAGGAUCCUGGAGGAUCUUGGGGCUCAAAUGGAAGAGGCUCUUAUCCUAGACAACAAGUAUACUGAGCACAGUACAGUGGACCUUGCUCAGCAGUGGGAUCAGCUGGAUCAACUUGCCAUGCGCAUGAAACACAAUCUGGAACAACAGAUCCAGGCCCGCAAUACCACUGGCGUUUCCGAAGAUACACUCAAAGAAUUCACCAUCAUGUUCAAGCACUUUGACAAGGACAAGACUGGUUACCUGGAUCAUCAAGAAUUCAAGUCGUGCCUGCGUUCUCUUGGCUACGAUCUGUCCAUUGUGGAGGAAGGUGAAGAAGAUCCCGAGUUCCAAAGCAUCCUCCGAACGGUGGAUCCCAACGGUGACGGUGUGGUUUCGAUGGGAGAGUACAUGGCCUUCAUGAUCAGCCGUGAGACAGAAAAUGUCGGCUCAAGCCAGGAAGUCAUCAACGCCUUUAAGGCGCUCACUGAUGGUGGCAAACGUCUCUAUGUUACUGAAGCUGAGCUCUAUCAGUCUCUCACCAAGGAGCAGGCCGACUUCUGUAUUGAUCGAAUGAAUCCGUACGUCGACGACAAGGGCCGAGAAGUUCCGGGAGCUUACGACUACAAGACGUUCUGCGAGGAACUCUUCUCUUCUAGCUAAAUUAGUCAGUCCGGCAUAAAUUUACAAUACUUGUGGUAUGUUCCUUUUUUCUGAAGAAAUGAAACACCUCACGGUUAAAUGUAACUGGAAGGAGAUAGUACCCUAGCAGCUCGCUAUUUAGGUAUUAUGUGAAGCUAUCAUCAACAGACUAACUGAUCACGUAGUGUACAAGGGAAUUACCUUUGUAAUGUUUCUUCAGUACAUGAUUUUGUGUUUAGAGUGAUAAGUUGUUACUUAGGUAGGGAUAGCAGAAAAGUUCUGUUACAUUAGCAAACAAAAAUCUGGGCCAGUGCAUGUUAAAAACAUCGGAAGGAAAACCGUGUUCCUGAGCAGUGGUUCAUGUAUUGCCUAAUACCAUUUUAUGCCGUGGAGGUGUUUUGUUGCUGAAAUUUCAAACUACGUCCUAAUUUUAGUGUGUAACGGACUAUUGGUUAGUUGUCAUGUGACAUUAUCAGUUAGCGUUAAUGACUUAAAAUAAAAGGGAGUGAAGCAAUGA